Bursaphelenchus okinawaensis is the source of this 513-nucleotide messenger RNA. The record is from the annotation of a GenBank genome assembly. Lineage: Eukaryota; Metazoa; Nematoda; Chromadorea; Rhabditida; Aphelenchoididae.
AUGGCUAGGGCCAGGAAACUGAGGAGUGGGUUGGAGGAAGCCAAAGGGUACUACGAAGAAUGGAUGGAGCCAGACUGGAAGUCGACCAUCACUGAUGCCUCCAGUGAAGCACAAGCUCCGGCCUUGAACAAAAACAGGAGCAAAUUCAAGUUUGCCAACGAAUAUCAACGAGAUCUGAGUACAAGGUAAAGUCGUAGACAAGAUAUGCGUAAAACAUAAACAAUGAUAGUCCUUAUGUGUAAAAAAACCUUCGAAGUAUAGCGUAUUGUCAAGGGACUCAUAAGUUUAUGAGGCCAACUAAAACGUCUUAACGGCAUAAAUAUUCCAACUAAUCAUCAAAAUUACAGUACGAACAGUCGAGCUAAUAACUCAUCGGCCGAAAACAGACUGAAGAACCAAAAGCGACGUGAACUCAACUGGAAACCGGUCGAUUUUGAGAGAUUCUACAAAUGGGUUAUCAACGGCACUCUGAAAGACUUGUAUAAAGCUAGGUCUUUGUUGUUUGACGAUUAA